This is a messenger RNA of Aspergillus alliaceus, 1617 nucleotides long. RefSeq lists its product as uncharacterized. Bases 6 to 1529 code for a protein of 507 amino acids. NCBI's taxonomy places the organism in Eukaryota, Fungi, Ascomycota, Eurotiomycetes, Eurotiales, Aspergillaceae. The record is from RefSeq and is a predicted model, not a curated record. The transcript is spliced from 4 exons.
CAAAAAUGGAAGCAAUAGGAUCAGCCUCGGCGAUCCUGGCCAUCGCAACGGCCGGUAUACAAUGUACCGUGAAGCUGGUUUCGUUCGCGGGCCAGGUCAAGACGGCGCCGGAGCGAAUCACGCAUAUUGCUGAGGAUGUGUCUCAGAAUGCGAGUAUUCUGCAGCAGCUGGGUGAUUUGAUGAGUGAGGAUUUGGAUGCGGAAUCCAUCGAUGGGAGUGGGGAUGGUGCUCAGGUCACAUUGGCGUACAAGCAGAGUGACGAGAAAGCGAAGCAGGAGAGGCAGAGUGUGUUUAGUGAGGCUGGUCUUGAAACUACGACGAAGGUAGCUUCGAGAUGUCAUGAGAUUUUCCAAUCAUUGAAUAAGCUUCUUGAGGAAGCUGGGCGGAUGGAUUCCCGGUCUGGCAAGUUGAGAUCGGUGCAGAAGUUGAAGUGGCCGUUUUUAAAGCCGGAGAUAGAUACCAUGCGAGAGGAGUUAAAGGAGGCAAAGGGUACUUUGAUGCUGAUGCUGCAGUUGGCGUCGUUGGCCAUGUCGCGGAAGAUGAUGGAUAGAUAUUCCCCCAAACUCGGACUGCUGCCGCAUUCAGAGGUAGAACGGCAACUUCUUAUCAACUCGAUUGUAGCUCAGAAGGGCUCCGAAGAUCACCAAGCAUCGAAUAAACAGCCCCUACAUAGAUGCAUAAGCUGCGCCACAAUGUCAAUCGAUGGAGAAGAGCAAGCCGGCCCGGAAGUAAACUUCGUAACAGCAAAUCUAUCGCCCCGAGGGCGAAGCAUAUCUGGUUCUCCAGUGAGCCCGCCAUCCCCGACACACGAGCACAGAUGGGCAAGGAACUGUAACGUGUGUGACUAUAUUCCACUAAUGUCCCAGGCACCUAUAAACACCAACCCGCCUUUGAGUCUGUAUAUCAUCAGACCGCACCCUUCCCUUAUGGACCGCAAAGUCCACAUCAAUUGCACAUAUCACCAAGUCGCACUAUCAGAGGAGGAAAUCUCGUCACGCCUGAACGAUUGGAGAUCAUCAUCCAGCACUACCGUCCUCGAUCAAGUUCUUUCUCUCACAGCUCAAGAGCUGGACACUCUGAACUCCUUAACCGAAAGGUGCUGGGACGGCAUUGAUAGAAAGGUCUCAUGGAUACAUUUCGGCGAGUACCUUCCUGUAAUCGAUGGGUUUGAUGAGGUUAAAGCACGAACCCUGACUGUCAUCAUCACUCAACACCCACCAAAGUUUGAACCGACUUCCAGAAAUGCCGAGUCUGGAUUCCGAUGGGGGACGGGACGACCUCCACUCGCUAGAGACAGUUCGCCUCGUAUGAGACCAUAUGAUGCCCCCUACGACGCUGGAAGUUCCAAUUCUAUGCUGGGAAUGGGUCUUCCACAUGACCAACAGGGAGCAACCUUCCAGUCUGGUAAGACUGGAGGUGUUGUAGUCCAGGGAACGAUAGAAGGCCCAGUGGAUGAUGUGGAUGAGGUAGAUGGCGAAGAGACUGAAAAGAUCGUUCAAGAUCUGCUGGCUAAAUAUACAAAUGUCUGAGAUCCGCUGAGACCCGGUGUUCAAAACAGAUUUGACAUCCACGGGCCUAUGUCAAAGGCUUGGAAUGAAUGUCAAUGGUGAGCCUAUU